Pneumocystis carinii B80 is the source of this 1061-nucleotide messenger RNA. RefSeq lists its product as hypothetical. Bases 47 to 1015 code for a protein of 322 amino acids. The transcript has 3 exons. Lineage: Eukaryota; Fungi; Ascomycota; Pneumocystomycetes; Pneumocystales; Pneumocystaceae. The record is from RefSeq and is a predicted model, not a curated record.
UUUAUCUAAUAGUUUUUUUUUUCGUUUUAUUGGACAACAGAUAGCAAUGGAGCCGAGCUUGACGGCUCAAGAUUGUCGUCGUAAACGUACUCAUCGACGAUCGGGAGCCGUUUCUUUAGAUUUGGGAUUUAAACGGACAUUUGACAAUUCCAAAGACUUAGGACAACCAUCAUCAUCUAAGGGAGAUGAGGUGACACAUGAUCCGGAAUCUCGUACUGUAGAACAGAAGGGAAAUGAUACAGAACAACUGUUAGAUUUGCCAAAUACCGAGACAUCGACAAAAAGACGGAAUGGAUUUCAUGGAUGGUUUUGGGCAGAAUCUAUUUUAUCAUUAGUAUAUUUGUAUUUUGGAGGAUCUCAUAAAAAAAAGGUUCCAGCGAAUUCUGUACCUGUUGUGUUGAAUAUGGAAGAGCAUAGGCCGCCGCCAUCAUCUAUUUGUACGGUGACUCUACAACCUUUGAUUGAUUUAGAUGCUGCUCUUUUAACUAAGCCUCCUAAUUCAUCUAUGUUUCCUGGUUCAGAAAACCAUCAACGUUCACGCAGUGUUACGGUGUCUUCGCCAUAUUUCUCUGGAUCUAGCAGUACUUAUCAUAGUUCUUAUAAAAAUGGCUAUAGUCUCAGACGAAAAAUGAGUGUAAUUAUUGAAGAUGCAGAUACGAUUUCAACAUCAUUGCUUCCUUCGUCUGAUGGUGUUUCUGAUAAUCUACAAAAUCCACAGACAGCUGAAGAACAAUCUUCCAAAGUUGAUCUAACUGAUGGGAAAGAAGAAAUAGAUCAGAAAGUAGAUUUUUUCAAAAAAGAUGAUAUUCUAUUGGAUAAUUCAGAAAAAUUUUUAAAGGACGAUCAGCUUAUGGCUGAUCUAUAUAAUUCUUUCCCUGUAUCCUGUACCAAGGAUACUAUAAAUCAUGAUAAUACUGCUAUAAAAAUGAAUCAACAAAGUAUUCCGAAAAAUACAAAAGGAAAACGGAAAUGGCGCCGUGUACUAGGGAAGUUUAUGAAACAGAAAAAUGGAUAACAUUUCAAACAUAUUCUUCUCGUUGUCAUAUUCAUAUUUCUAUCGU